This is a messenger RNA of Chelonoidis abingdonii (Abingdon island giant tortoise), 1577 nucleotides long. NCBI's taxonomy places the organism in Eukaryota, Metazoa, Chordata, Testudines, Testudinidae. The record is from RefSeq and is a predicted model, not a curated record.
GCUGAUUGUGGCAGGCUAGAGGCGGGCCGAGCCCGCCUCAUAGAAUGGUUCGUCCCGUUGCCAUGACUCCCGCCGCUCAGACCCAAAGCUUCCCGUCUGCAUCAGAAUAGAAGGUCCGGUUGCUAUGACUCCCUUAGCCCCGCCCUCCGGCUGUCACUAGCGCCGCUCCCGGGGCUGAAGCGGGCUGGGCUGCCUCCCGCCCGCGCCGCAUGGAGGAGCCUGCGCGGGAUAUAGUACAGGUGGAAGACAUACUUGAGAGGCUCAAGGAAGAAGGAAUCAACCCUUCAGCUUCUGCAGAUGAGCAACUUUGUUAUGUUUGGCAAUUAUUCCUGCGUAAUGAAGACAAGUUACGGUCUGCUAGUCAGGACUUAGAGAACCUCAGACAACAGCAAGCAGAAGAAAUGAGAGAGGUGGAAAAUUAUGUGGGCCAUGUCCGUACCCUCACAGCAGAGCGAGAUGCUUUCACCACUGAGUUUGAAAAAGAAAAUGAACAACUCAGAAUUGAGUUUACACAACUGCAACUCCAGCAGGAAGCCCAGCUGAAGGAGGUGGAGGAAAUGCUGGAACAGGAAGGCUUGUCUGAGAUAGCUCACAGCAGUCCCAGCGAACAAAUUGCUUAUUUACUAGUAGAAAGAACUACGCUGCUGGAGAAACUAGAGAUUGCAGAUCAAAAGCAGGAUUCGCAUAGCUGCAUAGACGGACUGUGUGCAGCACAACUUCAGGAUAAGUUUGAUCGUAUCCACCAGACGUUAGAAGAUGAACUUCAGCAACAAGGCGAAUCCAUGCAGCAUACUAAAGAGACAAUGAAUAAGUCCCAUAAUGAAGAGCUGGAAAGAGAGAAAGUGUUACGAAAGCGGGUUGAGCGAGACCUGGAUGAGGCCGCACGGAGGCUGCAGAUGGCUCACGAAGAGAUCCGCAGGCUAACAGAUGAACUGGACAUGCAGAAAAAGGAGCAAAGCAAACUGGAUCCUGCUUUGCGGCUGGCGUCACAAACAUCUGAGAGCUGGAGAGAAGAGAUGAAUAAGCUGAAAGACAGUGAUAGGACUAAGCUGCAGAAGGCCAUGGAACACAACAACAGACUGGACAAGGAAAUUCUGGCAUUGCGCAGUCGGGUCCGAUCGCUUGACUUGGAAAGAAAAGUGUUCCUAGAACUGGUUGAAAAGCUCAAAGAAGAGAUUUGUGAGUAUCAAAAGAAUGAGAAACCAGGACCUGUAUUGCCUGGAAUGGAUGAAACAGAAGAAAACGCAUGUUGCUCACUGCAGAUGCAGGAUAAAAAGGAUCCAACGAGGUCUGAAGAAGAGUGUGCUAUAGACAAAGCUGACUCAGGUCAGGAAAGAAGAGAUCAGAAUAACGAGACUGUUCAUAAAAGGUGCCGAAAGGUAAUAGAUGACAUCAAGGGCAGGAAUUUUCAGCUCCUGCACAAGCUACAGAAGCUGCAGCGGGAACACGAGGAUUUGGUUGAACGUAAUGAAGAGUUAGAAUCGAUUCUGGGAGAGACUCAGAACCAAACCAGAGAAGAGAGAGAACAUCUUGAGGGUGAGAUCGAAGGACUUCACAGGAAAGUAAGUCAGAAUUAA